Molecule: messenger RNA, 9010 nt
Organism: Eriocheir sinensis (Chinese mitten crab)
Lineage: Eukaryota; Metazoa; Arthropoda; Malacostraca; Decapoda; Varunidae
Product: low-density lipoprotein receptor-like
Exons: 19
Coding region: 301-3531 (1076 amino acids)
Molecular function (GO): calcium ion binding; protein binding
Source: RefSeq, a predicted model, not a curated record
UUAGUCACAUUGGAGCCGGGAAAGAGGGUGCGUGUGCCGCGGUCUCUGUGGUUUGUGAGUGGUUCCCCUUCGGAGGCCGCUUGAUCCCUCAGCUUCCAGUGUCAAACCAACCUCAUAAGGCGUGUUAUUCCCGUAGUACAUCCCCACGAAGUGAAAUACCGUAUACGGAAACCCCAGACAUACGGUAUAAUACUUUGACCCUACAACACCAACACACACACACACACACACACACGAGGGAUUUUACCGAGGCCUGAGGUGUUACCCGAUUGUUACCCGUCUGUUCCGGGGUGUUGGUGGAUGGUGGUGGCCGGGCUAGCGAUGUGGGGGUGGAGGACAGUGUUCGUGACCACGUGCUUGGUGGCCUGGGCGGCGGCGCAGGGUCAGGAGCCGAGGGCCAGCAGAUGCUCCAUUACCGACUUCGCCUGCGCCAGUCCCGACGAAGAAAAGUGCAUUCCGGAGUUCUGGAAAUGUGAUGGCACCAAGGACUGUGAUGACGGCAGCGACGAGGACCCAGAAAUUUGCCCAGCCAAGCCAUGCGACCGUGCGGAACUGAAAUGUGGGAGCGGAAAGUGCAUCCCUCUGAGGUGGAAGUGUGACGGAGAGGCGGACUGCGAUGACGAGAGUGACGAAAACCCUGAGGAGUGCGCGGGAAUUGUGUGUAAAGCAGAUGAGUUCACAUGUCACAGCGUCGGCAACAAAUCCAACUGCAUCCCCCUCAACUGGGUGUGUGACAUGUCGGCGGACUGCGAUGACGGCUCCGACGAGGUCAACUGCAAUACCACAUGCACAUCGGAGCAGUUCACGUGUGCCUCGGGGAAGUGCAUCUCCAAGCGUUGGCACUGCGACGGCGACAACGACUGCGGGGAGAAUGACAUUUCCGAUGAAGUCAGCUGCCCCAACAAGACUUGCUCCAUCAACCAGGUUGCUUGUCCAGAUGCAACUUGCAUUGACAAGAGUCUGAUUUGUGACGGCAGUGAAGACUGCACCGAUGGAUCAGACGAACACGACUGCCCCGUCGCCACUUGUCGCUCAGACGAGUAUGCGUGCAUCGGGGGCUUCCCUUGCAUCCGCCGGGACUGGCUCUGUGACGGCGAUACAGACUGCCAGGAAGGCGACGACGAGAAGCCAGAAAUGUGCCAAACCAAGUGUCCCGAGGGUAUGUUCAUGUGCGGGGACCAGUCCUGCAUCAACGAGCACCUCAAGUGUAACGGCUUCCCAGAGUGCUCAGACGGACUCGAUGAACAGGACUGUGCGCCUGAGUGUGACAGGGAGCAGGAGUUUAACUGUGGCACUCACUGCAUACCCAUGGAGCUGGUCUGUAACGGCAACGAUGACUGCGGCAACUCCAACGACGAGCCCACCGACGGCACCUGCGGCAAGGACGAGUGCAAGAGCUACAACGGGGGGUGCAGCCAGAUCUGUGUGGACACCCGCGCCGGCUCCUACUGCAAGUGCAAGAAAGGCUUCAUGCUUGUUAAUGGCACCCAGUGUGAAGACAUUGACGAGUGCCUGGAGCCCGGCGUGUGCUCUCAGGUUUGCCGCAACUUUAAGGGCGGCUACAAGUGCGAGUGUGUCCGAGGCUACGCGCGGGACCCCCACAACCACAGCCGCUGCAAGGCCAUGGAGGGACACGCCUCGCUGCUCUUCGCACACUUCACGGACAUCCGCAAAAUAUCUCUCGACCAUCAGGAAAUUACUGCCAUAGUGAACAAGACAAAGGGAGCAACGGCCCUUGACUUUGUGUUCAAGACCGGGAUGAUCUUCUGGACAGACGUGAAGGACAAACUCAUAUACAAAGCACCGAUUGACGAAGGCAGCAAGAAGGUGGUGGUGAUCUCAAAUGAUGUCACCACAGUGGAUGGCUUGGCCGUGGACUGGCUGUACAACCACAUCUACUGGACCAACACAGACACGGACACCAUCGAAGUGGCGGACUUCAACGGGGACAUGAGGAAGACGCUGAUCAAGAGUGAGCUUCAGGAGCCUCGGGCCAUCGCUGUCUACCCGUCCGAGGGCUGGAUGUUCUGGACCGACUGGGGACAGAGAGCCAAGAUUGAGAGGGCCGGCAUGGAUGGGAAUAUGCGAGAGGCCAUCGUUACGACCGGCAUCCGCUGGCCCAAUGCCCUCACGCUGGACCUGGUGCUGCGGAAGGUGUACUGGUGCGACUCAAAGUUCCACUCCAUCUACUCAGUCAACUUUGAUGGCUCGAACCGCAGGACGGUGCUUCACUCCAGCGAAUACCUCCCCCACCCCUUCUCCAUCACAGUCUUCGAGGACACCAUGUACUGGACCGACUGGCGCAAGGAGGCAAUCUUCAAGGCUAACAAGUUCACCGGGAAAAACAUCGUCACUGUCGCUCCGUCACACGCGACGCCCAUGACAGUUCACUCUCAGGUCAUCACAUCUCUAUUCUUCACUCUCAGGUCAUCACAUCUCUAUUCUUCACUCUCAGGUCAUCACAUCUCUAUUCUUCACUCUCAGGUCAUCACAUCUCUAUUCUUCACUCUCAGGUCAUCACAUCUCUAUUCUCUCCAGAGGGGCAGGUGUGGAGGCAGUGAAUUUGAUGGUGAAUUUGAUGGUGAAUUUGAUAGUGAAUUUGAUGGUGAAUUUGAUAGUGAAUUUGAUGGUGAAUUUGAUGGUGAAUUUGAUGGUGAAUUUGAUGGUGAAUUUGAUAGUGAAUUUGAUGGUGAAUUUGAUAGUGAAUUUGAUGGUGAAUUUGAUAGUGAAUUUGAUGGUGAAUUUGAUAGUGAAUUUGAUGGUGAAUUUGAUAGUGAAUUUGAUGGUGAAUUUGAUGGUGAAUUUGAUGGUGAAUUUGAUGGUGAAUUUGAUAGUGAAUUUGAUGGUGAAUUUGAUGGUGAAUUUGAUGGUGAAUUUGAUGGUGAAUUUGAUAGUGAAUUUGAUGGUGAAUUUGAUAGUGAAUUUGAUGGUGAAUUUGAUAGUGAAUUUGAUGGUGAAUUUGAUGGUGAAUUUGAUAGUGAAUUUGAUGGUGAAUUUGAUGGUGAAUUUGAUGGUGAAUUUGAUGGUGAAUUUGAUGGUGAAUUUGAUGGUGAAUUUGAUAGUGAAUUUGAUGGUGAAUUUGAUAGUGAAUUUGAUGGUGAAUUUGAUAGUGAAUUUGAUAGUGAAUUUGAUGGUGAAUUUGAUGGUGAAUUUGAUGAGGAGCUCAGCAGCACCGUGUUGCCUGAGGUGCAGGAGGCCCCGCCCCAUGAGAUAGUGAGCGAUGGUGACAGCGAAGAAGGCAACGUGGCCGUGGCAGCCAUUCUGGCGGCCCUCGGCGUGCUCUGCGUGGCGUCAGCGCUGGCAUACUUCAUCUACCGGUACUUCCGCAAGCGAUCAGUGCACAGCAUGAACUUUGACAACCCAGUGUACAAGAAGACCACCACUGAGGACGGCUUCCACCUGGCCGGCCAGCGCAACAACUGCUCCCGGGGGUCGGCGGCAGGGCCACAGUACCAGCACCGGCAGUACGGCGUCACUUCCCCAGAGGACUCCUUGGAGCCUCUCACAAACGGCAGCAACAACUUUGUGUGAGGCCGAGGGACGCGAAACCCUUGCCGGGCAUCCGGCCUCCCCUCACCCAGACUCAUCGCGUGCCAAAUGGCCAACACAGACUCCAUAUGAUAUAUACAAAUAUAUAUUUUAAUGAUUUAUGAUGAGAUCGGCAAUUGCUGCCAUAGAAAUUCAUCUAUUAGAUUGGGUUUUCUUGUCCCGAGAUAGUCUAGAUGAGUGAGCAAGUCUGUAGUCAAGAGGAAGAUGUGUGCGACAAUGAUGCAGUAACUAAGUGUGAAGGAGAAGUUUGAAACCUUGCUCCUCUUGGACAAAGAAUAAGAUAUUUGAUACAGGAACUAGAAUUCUGGUAGUACAUCUGCUAUGAGUGUUGCACAAGCAUGAACCGCUGCAGUAGUGAAGAGGCCGGCACAGAAAGCCUCGAGCAGAACAGAGACCAACCGAAGGCAUUAACCUUUGCACUUCUCACAGCCAAAGAUACCAUAUUGAACUACAGGUGGUCCACAGGUGCACCAGGUGAGAGGGGCACCCCUGUGGUGGGCCGCCUCAGUCAGUGACGGUGUGGCCGGGCAGCGAGUGUGGCCGAGUGAUGCGUUCCCUGCUCACAAUCUACUCGCUGACAUAAUUCUCCAGAGUUACCAUUUUUACAAUUAAUGUCCUGUACAUGAGUUCCCUCAAGUCUUUUUGUAUAUAAACUCAUAUAUACGGUAAUUAAAUAUAGGAAACGUAUCACGCUUCCAUUCUUUGUUACAAGAAGCCAGUUGUACAAUAACUACCAUGCAUACACUCAUUGCCUCUAUACCAUUCAUGUGUGUUUACUUUAACAAAAUUUCUGUGGCAUCAUUAGAAUAUGAAUGGCUUGAUUUUGCAAUAGACUAACUAGCCUGUCAGGGGAAAACAACAUUGGAAUCUUUCAAAGCUUCAACCUGAGACUUGAUGGAAAAAUCUUGAGUGGAAAUGGUGUAAAUCUGGACCUGCCAUCCCGAGAGCCUCGCGCCUCGCCCCGUGUGAGGCGCGGGGCGUGUGCAGUUCUGUUCUGAUGAGUACAAAGGCAUUUUGAGUAUUUCCCUGUUUAAGAGUUCUAUAAUGUUACUUUUAGACAGUCAUCAUGGUUAGUAUUGUGCUUGUGACUUCCUUUCUAAAUCUGUAAUUUCUCCAGUAAUUAUUGAAAGUAUCCUGUAUUUAUAUUACUUCAUCAGGUGAAUCAAGGAAACGAAAGAAGUGAACUAAAGUCUAGGAAGUUAGAUCUGAAUCUUAGCAAGUUGUAUUUGUUAAUAAGACUUACGGUGGAGUGUAACGCCUGAGUCGGUGGACACAAACGUGUUCCUGACUGUGAACCAGACUGUAUCAAAAGGAAAACGUCACCCAGGUUAAUGUUCCUUAGAAAAACAUAGUUCAGUUUAGUUAUUUAUUCGUUGUAUAGUUUGGUUAAUUUUGUUCCAGGUUGUUUCAAAACUUUGGAUUUAGGGACCUCAAACUACACCUCUUAAGAUAUGAUAAUUAGCACAAAUGUACAUACUUCAGUUAUCUUUCUUAAAGUGUUGAAUUACUAUACAUACUAAAUGCACAUUUUGUUAGUGUUGCAUAAACCUGCAUCAGGCAAGCAGGUUACUGUCUGGCUGCUGCUGCCAUCUUCCACCACCACCACCACCACCUCCUCCUACAAUACACUCUUAUGUAAGUUUGGUGCAGGAACAAGACUGCAUCUGUGUGCCAAGAUUUGCAGCGAGAAAACCGAGCACCUACCUGAGAUUUGGCGAAUGUCUGACAGGGGUUAAACCUUCCCACACACGGCCACAUUACCGAUGAAGCUUCCACCACAAUUACCACUUCUGUGUUGUGGACAAAAUCAGGUAGAUACCCGGUUCUCCGCCUGCAGCCCACACCAAUAAGUAGGUCUCCCCCGAGUGCACAUAAAGACUAGACAAUAAGGAAAGGAAGAUUCAUCACAUGGUUUGUUUUGACAAGAUGCACAAUUUUGGUCCUUGGAUAAGUUCAUGUAUAAGGCCUAUGCUCUUUUAUCUGUGUGAACCCAGGAAAAUAGGCCUUGUAAUCCUUGCAGGCUCAAAAAUGGAUGAUCCCAGUCUCCAAACAGCGAGGACGAAAUUGCCCAUUCUAGUCCAGCGUAUUGUUAAGACUUUAUUUUGGCUAGUUGGUAGGAGGUAAUUAGGGAAUGUAGUGUGUCUCAUUUUGUCAGUGUGCUUUUCUACCAGUAUCUUUUGUGUGUAAAGUGUAGGAUUAUAUGUAGUAGGAACCAUUCAACACAAGCCAUUCAGUGUGAUUUUAUACAUUCAAACGGUGUCAAACCCUUUUUUUAACCAAGCCAUUUAUUAGCGUCGGGCGCAGAGCCACAGGAUUAAGGUCACUUGAAUUGGAUCAAGCUUUGUCUGUACACAUACCACAGUUACAUGGAUGGCUCAGGAGUCAGUCUCUAGACACGGCAACACCUCGAGGAGAGGGCAAGUGUACCACAGCUGUUGGUUCCUCUUGGAAUCUUGUGCUCCAAGCAUAGAUAUUCUACUAUGUUAUAAUAUGUAGAGUUAUCAUCUUUUCUCUCCAGGUUCCUGUCUCCUUUCCCCUCUUGUCCAGUAUCCAGGAAGGAGAGGUCAGCUAGUGGUACCAGUAUAGAGGAAACUUGUCUACACUAUCUUUAGCUUGACAUAUACCUUAUCAGUGUUUACAAACUUUCACUGAAGAAAGUUGUCACAUGCCGAGGUCACUCUAUAUAAAGGCAGACAUAAUGCAGGUAAACCUACUUUAAGUAAUAUUCUAUUGGUCUUGCCCCAAACAUUGUCUCUAAGGGAUCGUCACCAUUGGGUAGCUGCUGGCCACGGCAGUCACUUCCUGUAGCACACGUAUGUAGGUCCACAGUCUCUGACGCGUUUGUUUCAGUUACUUGACCUGACAUUUGCAUUGAACUGUUUGCUUUACACUAAAGCAUUUUGCGCGUCUGCCUUGGAUGAUUUGUUACGGUAGUCAAAAGGUGAUUAGUUUUAUGCCUCACUAAUUAAUGUUAAAUUAUGAGGCAAAAAGGAUUUACAUAACAUACCAUUUAUAAAGAAUUACUUUAAUAUUUAUAUAAAAACAUUCAAGUUUACUACUAACCAUAAUAGCUUCAAAGUCUUAUAGGGAUUGCCCAUUUUGCUGCUUGAGUGAUGUUCUGCUGAUAGUCAAAACACUUCACCAGUGAACCCAAGUGGUGGCUACUCAGCCAUCACAAACAACAGUGAAGCCCAACACUAUCAGACUACAGCCAACAUUCAACAUCACCAGACUUCAUUAAGACUGCCAACAGAUGAUGAACAGUGUUGUGGUGUUCUUAUCAAACAUAAAACAACAAACUGUGCCUCCUGCAUAAGCCAAAUACACAAUCUAACAUGAUAAACCCGUUGAGAGCAUCCUGCGUACUUUUUAUGUACAUCGCAGUGGAGUGACUAUGAGGACUUGACUACUGGACAGACGACCCCCAAGCAGCUGUUUGAUAUAUUAGGUGUUCCCUGUACAUGUAUUUGACCUGGGUUCAAUUACAUAAAAGUUGAGUUGCUUAAUUUAUAAAUGGUAUGGACAACUCAUCACUAGUUGAAAUUUUACCAAAGAUUAUUCUUAAACCCUGUUACUUCCUCAAGACGUAUCUUCAUAACUAAUUAUUUGGGCUACACUUCAUAUGGGAGAGGCAAGCAGGUCCUGAUCCAUAUCUGAGUAUGAUUUGAUUAUUACUGGGUAAAAACUAAGGAAGACUUAUUCCUGUUCCUUGUGUUUUAUGUGCAUUAUUUUCCUGAAGUAAGAGGAAAGAUUUCAGAAUGGCUGACAGCAUUCAUCAGAAGUUAUGAUUGUUUAUCUGUAUAUCUGUAUUAUGUAUGUCAAAAAGUAGACUGUCAUUAUAUUCCUAAGUGGGUCAUUAGGUUUAAACUGUGAUAUACAGUGUAGUAAUGUUUUUGUCUCAUUGUUUAAGAAUUGUGUACCUAAAUGUGUUAUGAUAGAUAUGGUAUAUUGGUAUCACACAAGUUUGUAAACAUGCAAAAUGAGACAUUACUUUUCUACAAUUAGUCUAUGCGUCUUAUUCAUCUGAUAUAUUGUGUAUGGUGUCUUAAGCAUUUUUAUCAGUGUGACUGAACAUUUUAAGGUGUCCUUAAAGUUGAUGGGUGGAUGAGACAGCUGAGUGGAUGUCGUGUGUGAUUGAGUGACAGAUUCGUGUGUUUGUGUGCACGCGCUGUGUUAGUAAAGUUGCCGUGCUGGGACACCAACAUGCACUGCAAGACAACCACAUUUGUGCUGAUGCUGAGGGCUGGAAGUCGUCACUGAACCAUUCUAUUUAAAAAAAGUCUACUGCCCAUGCACCUGAGCAUGUUGACCUUUCUAGCUUCUCAUUGGUGUAAUAAUUGACUCACUACAGCCUCCAUUUCAAUAUUAUAUUCGGUAAUAUUUGCACGAAUUGGUCAAAGCAAAACCUUUCCACAAGUCUCAUUGGCACAAAUUUUUGUAAGUCAUUUGUCAUACUUGCAGGUGUCAUGUCCCUUUCACGGGUACUUGAGAGCUUUCCUGAGGUGGAAUAUCUUGAAUGGCUUUACCCUCUCCCACUUCUAAAUCACUAAUGAUAUGUCACAACGGUGGAGUGAACUGCCUCAAUAAACUGUGCGUCUCUCAGGCACCAGCAUGAGUUGUACACACUGGCACAACCUAUUACUGAGCUACAUCGUCCCAGGGGGCACGUGGACAAGAACAAACUUAUAUAUGGAUGACUUUUAACCUAAAUUAAAUAUUUUAUUACUAUGAUCAAGUAAAUGUCAAACUGUAGUCUUUUUAUAAAAUGACCCUUAAGAAACAUUCUCUGUCUUGGCCCACUGCACAUAUAUAAUGAAAACCCUGACUUAGAGACUGUUUUCAAAGGAGUAUCGGAUCCGUCCCAAAGCCCAGACAUCAGACCCGCUUCCAUCUUCAUUCAAAACUACCCAAUAUGGCCAAUAAAAUUCAGAUACCUUUGCAAGUGAACAUUAAUAUUAGAGAUUAGCAGUUUAUUACAGUUAUUUUUUCAUUAGUAUUGUUGUUAAGAUUAUUAUUAUUAUUAUUAUCAAACUUUAAAGCAGAAAAUACGAAGCUAGUUACUUCUUGCUGAGUGAACAACAUGGGCUUCACCUGAUGCCCCUUCAAUUAUUACCUUCAACAAGAGUAUCAUGCAUGGCCCCCAAUCAAGAGCAUAAAUAUAAUUUACUUCAGACAAAACUGUGGAUGAAGCACUGAAGGCGCUCCACCUGUGAAUAUCAGAACCAGGAAUCACAAUUUUACCUGUAGCUCACGUCCUCCCUCAGAGGCCUGGCGAGGCAGUGUGUGGCAGAGACAGGAGUGAAUGAAGGUGUGAGUGUGGUUCCUUUACUCCAUCAGAUAUUUCAAAUCCACCAAGCUUUGAGCACAGUGUCCAAUUUGUGCUUACAUUUAGGUUACUACUAUGGUAUUGUAUAUUAGAUUAUUGUAACUCAGUUUCAUAACAAAACACUUCAUUUGAUAA